UUCUGUCCUCCAGUGAGACACCUGACUCAGUCUUUCUUCAAAUCAGUCCCUAGCCAUGCACAGAAGACUGAAGGAUGGAAAUUCUCUCCUGAGAGCUCAAGACAAUGAGAACACACACACAGAAGAAAAGGAGGAGAGCUCUUGUCCUGAGCUGUCAAAGGACCAGGAGAUUUGCAAAGGCAUAAAGGCAUUCAAGGAGAAUUUAGGCAAUGGGCAGGAGGUGCAGCUGCCAGGAGUCCCCCUGCAGCACCCCAGAAGAUGUGGCAGGCGCUCGCGGCACACCGGGGAAGGUGUGGCCAGCUGCCAGCUCACCCAGUGCCCUGUGGGCAUGCUGCAAGGGGGUGCUGCUGGGGAGCAUGCCUUGCCUUUCAGCAGUAGGGAAAAUCUGCCAGGAAGCAGCCCUCUUCCUUUGGGGGAGGAAUGCUGCCUGACGCCCAGGAGGGACAAAGCAGAAGGAUCAUCUGCCUGUGGGCUCUCAGCGAGCCAGGGGCAGACACCUGUGGGCUUUACACCUGCAAGAGUUGCUGAAUUUGGGCUCACCCAGGAAAACUUUACUAUAGGGGCAUCUCCAGCUUCACUGAAAUUCAGACGAAGAGCAGGCAUUGGGGCGCGGGGCUCACCGGAGAACAACAGCCUCAUUCAGUUCCUUGCCCAGCAGAGAAGCAACAGGCAGAAAGAAGCUUUGGCUCAGGUCAGUCCUUUCAAACAUGUCAGGCUGCUGAAGGACAAGAUAGACACCUUUCAAACAUCUUUUAAAGCAGUAGAAGAGGAAACUGGCACCCCUGGACUGUCACGAGUGGCUGAGGCCUCCCAGGAUACAGGCUCCUGUUUCAGUUCUGAGCACUGCACUAGAGAUGCUGGAAUGAAUGUUUUAUCAGAUCUGAGCAGAGAGCAGGAAGGGAGCCCAGUGUGUGAUGGAAGCAGUCUCUGCAUCUCCCCAGCACAGCCCAGCAGGCCUCCGUGGGCUGAGCGUGCACAGAGCGGCUACUGGCUGCCACCUGUGCCGAAGAGAACACCAGAGAGGCAACCACUGGAGGGAAUGCAGGUUGGUCACUGAUUUACUGACUCCUGCAGUCAUGGCUGCAGAGCCAGAGGUGAAUCUGGUCCUUCAGUAAUGAUACUCUUGUCUAACAUGCUUAGUGAC
This is a messenger RNA of Dryobates pubescens (Downy woodpecker), 1144 nucleotides long. RefSeq names its product cell division cycle-associated protein 2-like. The record is from RefSeq and is a predicted model, not a curated record. Bases 56 to 1057 code for a protein of 333 amino acids. Lineage: Eukaryota; Metazoa; Chordata; Aves; Piciformes; Picidae. The transcript has 4 exons.